CAUCUUUGCGGGGAGAAGACAAGACAGGGGCGUAAGUAGAGCUCUCUGGGGCCCAAGGCAAACCUCUCAGAUGGGCCCCACAAACAAUGGGAAGCAAGCCUAUUCGGGUGCCUAGGCCUUGCAUCACAUAAGAUACCCUGGGGAGAAAUAGCAGCAGUUGCAGCUAUAGCUGGAAGCAUUCUUGAGGAAAGGCGGAGGGGGUGGUGGUGGUGGCAAUCGAUGGCAACCAGAUCGGGGCGGCAAAAAUCUGGGCAACCGUUAGAUGACAGCAAAGAAAUGCAGCUUUCUACUUACUUUUUUGCUGCCAUCUAAUGGUCGCCCUAAACAGUAAGCGCUGAGGGGGUUUUUUUUGCCACUCUCGCCUGCAACACGCUUUCACCUGCUGUGCCGCCCCCACCCAUCGUGCCGCCCCAAGCAAAUGCCUGAGCUCCUCUAUGGGCACACGCUGGCCCUGCAGCGGACCACAGAAGUUCCCGGGCCCGCCACCCCUGCCUCAACGACAUAUGCGCCAUUGAAAGCAGAGAAGGGCUGCGCGGUGGAAUAUGGGUGGAAAAGGUGGCGGGAAGAGCAGCGAGAAGCCUGACCGUAGCUUGCCGCCUUCGUGUUGAUCGCUUCCAUCCGCCCUACUCCGCUGUCUGGACACAAAGCAGCCGCAGCUAUGGAAGAAGAGCUGAAAUGCCCCGUCUGCGGUUCGCUCUUCCGGGAGCCCAUCAUCUUGCCCUGUUCGCACAAUGUCUGCCUGCCCUGCGCCCGCACCAUCGCUGUACAAACGCCAGAGUCCGAGCAGCAUCUGCCCGCCAUGCUGCACCCUCGGGGCCCUGCGGCAACGGCAGUGCCAGGCGCUGGAGCUACAAGCGGGCCGGCCUCUCUGGACUACGAGUGUGGCGCCGGCGGAAGCAGUGGGACCGCUGGCGGCGGCGGCGGAGACCACGCCGACAAGGUGAGCUUGCACAGCGAGACGGACAGCGGCUACGGCUCCUACACCCCGAGCCUGAAAUCUCCUAACGGCGUGCGAGUUUUGCCCUUGGUACCGCCGCCUCCGGGAUUGUCGGCCGCGGCGGCUUUGGCGGGACCCCGCGGGAGCGGAACCAGCUCCUCGCUCACCUGCCCGCAAUGCCAUCGCAGCGCAUCCCUGGAUCCUCGCGGCCUGCGCGGCUUCCAGCGCAACCGCCUCCUGGAGGCCAUCGUGCAGCGCUACCAGCAGAGCCGGGCCGCCGCCUCGGCUAUGGCCAAGUGCCAACUGUGCGACCGCAGCCCUCCGGAGGCGGCCGCGGUGUUGUGCGAACAGUGCGAGGUGCUCUACUGCUCGGCUUGCCAGGUCAAAUGUCACCCGUCCCGUGGGCCUUUCGCCAAGCACCGCUUGGUUCCUCCCCCCAGCCAGCAGCAGAGCGCCCCUAGCGGCGCGGGCGGGGCGUGCGGCGGAGGAAGCAAAGGCCCGGGCGCUGCCCGCAAGUCUCCAACGUGCGCGGAUCAUGAGCUGGAGAACUACAGCAUGUACUGUGUGACCUGCCGGACCCCCGUCUGUUACCAAUGUCUGGAAGAAGGAAAACACUCCAAGCAUGACGUGAAGGCCCUGGGAGCCAUGUGGAAACAACACAAGGCACAACUGUCCCAAGCUUUGAAUGGCAUUUCAGACAAAGCAAAGGAAGCAAAAGAAUUUUUGGUGCAACUGAAAAAUAUUUUACAGCAGAUACAGGAAAAUGGCUUGGACUAUGAAGCUUGUCUGGUUGCUCAGUGUGAUGCUUUAGUUGAUGCUUUGACUCGCCAGAAGGCCAAACUGCUCACAAAAGUUACCAAAGAGCGGGAGCACAAGCUAAAGGUUGUAUGGGACCAGAUAAACCACUGUACUCUAAAACUGCGACAGUCCACAGGACUUAUGGAAUAUUGUCUAGAAGUAAUCAAAGAAAAUGAUCCUUCUGGUUUCUUACAGAUUUCAGAUGCUUUAAUCAAACGUGUUCAAGUGUCUCAGGAGCAGUGGGUGAAAGGAGCCCUGGAACCAAAAGUAUCUGCUGAAUUCGAUCUGACGUUGGACAGUGAACCAUUGCUGCAGUCAAUCCAUCAGCUGGACUUCAUUCAGAUGAAAUUUCCUCUUUCAGUACCCCCAGUCCCACUUCUGCAGUUGGAGAAAUGCUGUACUCGAAACAACAGUGUGACACUUGCCUGGCGGAUGCCGCCUUUUAGCCACAACCCAGUGGAGGGAUACAUCUUGGAACUUGAUGAUGGAGAUGGUGGCCAGUUUCGAGAAGUGUAUGUGGGCAAGGAAACCUUGUGUACAAUUGAUGGUCUUCAUUUCAAUAGUACCUACAAUGCAAGAGUGAAAGCCUUUAAUUCAUCUGGAGUAGGCCCUUAUAGCAAGACUGUUGUUUUACAAACUUCUGAUGUGGCUUGGUUUACAUUUGAUCCCUGUUCAGCCCACAGAGACAUAGUCCUUUCAAAUGACAACCAGACUGCUACCUGCAGUAGCUAUGAUGAUCGUGUGGUUCUGGGCACUGCAGCUUUCUCAAAGGGAGUCCACUAUUGGGAGCUGCAUGUGGACCGUUACGAUAACCAUCCGGAUCCAGCCUUUGGGGUUGCUAGAAUCAAUGUGGUCAAGGACAUGAUGCUGGGGAAGGAUGACAAAGCCUGGGCUAUGUAUGUUGACAACAAUCGCAGUUGGUUCAUGCAUUGCAACUCCCACACUAAUCGGACAGAAGGAGGUGUUUCAAAAGGUGCAACUGUAGGUGUUCUUCUGGACCUCAACAAGCACUCCUUAACGUUUUACAUAAAUGGCCAGCAACAGGGCCCUCCAGCGUUUGAGAAUGUGGAGGGUGUUUUCAUGCCCGCAUUAAGUCUCAACCGAAAUGUUCAGGUGACUCUACACACAGGUCUGGAGGUACCUCAGACUGUAAGACCACCAAAGCUGCCAAGCAACUGAAUUCCUGCUACUUAUAUCUCAGCUAGAUUUUAUAAUCUUUCUAAAUAAUCAGUUUUAAAAUAACACACUCAUAAUUGAAAUCAAAAUAAUGAUGAUUAGAUUUGGGGGUGUUUGCAGGGGGUCAAAAUAAGCCAAGAUGGCCUGUGUGACCCACUUUUUUUUACAUGCAUUAUACACAUAAAAAGGAGUGGGUUUCAAAUCCGCUAUUCCAGAUGCCCUCUUGACUUUAUUUUAGCUUACUCUGUGGAUACCCCUGUUUAAAUAACUCAGUGAUUUCCUUCUUAGUUCUACAUGCCUUUUAAACUUUUAUAUUAUUUCAAGAGUGCUUAUACCACCGAACUGCCUGUGCAUUUUGGCUUUAUCCUUGUGUGAAAGCUUACAAUCUGCCCUCUAAAGGUAAUCACAUAAGUGAACUCUAAUGUUUCAUUUUCUUUUUACACAUCAAUUCUGUUUUUGUACAGCAAAAAAAGAGAAAACUUGACAGUAUAUAAAUGCUGUUGAUUACAGUGGGAGUUAAUCAUCUUUAAUCUUCUCUGGAUCACAUUUGUUCUGGGCACAUUUUGCUUGAUCCUAAUCUGUGGCUAUUAUAUAUUGACAUAGAGGAUUGUAGCUAUAUCCUUUAUGGCCUAAUUGCUUGAAGGAAUUUCAGUAUGGUAGAGAUUGUUGUCCUUGUGCAGAUGCUUGGACUAAGUGACAUCUAGAUCACUUUGAUUCCAAAGAUUUGGGCAUGACAGAAUAAAAAUAGAAUGGAUUGGGUUCAGUAGCAUAAUUAUCAUUCCUUCUACUGUGAGUAAGGAUUAAAUGUCUAAUGCAAUAUAUACAGUACUGAAAAUCUCCAAAUGUUUAAUCCAGAUCAUUGUAGCUUUCUCUUUGAAUAUCUGUUCUGGUAACUCUUGCCUUCAACACAAAGCUCAUACUGUGCUGCUGUAUUUGUGUGUGCUGACUUUGCGCUGACUUUGAAUGCCACAUUGUAAUCACAUAAUUUUCAGACAGAGCAGAUGUUUAAAAGAAACCAAAGAUCCAUUCAUAUAUGGGAAUAUGAAGCAAAGGAAGCUCAGAAUCCGUAUCUAUUCAAAGAUAACACAUCAUUAAUGUUUUGAUGAAUUCUAUACUCACAUUUCCUUCUUUGCCUUGUUGUCAUUCCAUUUGAAUUCAUCUGGCAAAAGGAACUGCAGCUUGUAGUCCUAUAUACUUUUACUAGUCUUCGUGGAUGCAAAUCUUACACUUGCAAGUUUAAGAUGUGAUCAAG
Messenger RNA from Crotalus tigris (Tiger rattlesnake), 4163 nucleotides. It is a transcript of the gene TRIM67, whose product is annotated as tripartite motif containing 67. NCBI's taxonomy places the organism in Eukaryota, Metazoa, Chordata, Lepidosauria, Squamata, Viperidae. The record is from RefSeq and is a predicted model, not a curated record. Bases 659 to 2914 code for a protein of 751 amino acids. The transcript has 10 exons. Gene Ontology annotation, molecular function: zinc ion binding; protein binding.